Messenger RNA from Agrilus planipennis (emerald ash borer), 991 nucleotides. RefSeq lists its product as uncharacterized. Lineage: Eukaryota; Metazoa; Arthropoda; Insecta; Coleoptera; Buprestidae. The transcript has 3 exons. The record is from RefSeq and is a predicted model, not a curated record. Bases 239 to 823 code for a protein of 194 amino acids.
CAAGAAAAUAAUAUAUAGAUAUACAUACGUGUACUUAAGUAGUAUUUGUUUACUGAAUUUAUUUACUAAAUUAAAACUUUAAACAAUAAAGUAAAAUUGAUUGUUGUCAAUAUUUCAGAAUUUAAAUGCGAUUCUAAAUUCUAUCGACAUUCGACUUCAGAACUUAGAUCAGUUUUGUUCCUUGCACUCGGCGACGAUACAAAGCAAGCUCGCCUAUUACGAGAGGAAAUUGGACAAAAUGGAAAAAGAAAUAUUGAGGAUAGAAAUGAGGAUAAAAAUUGAUUUAGAUAAGGUAUCGGAGAAUAUCAGUAACAAAAAUUUCAAAGAUGAUAUCGCAGCCGACAGAAUAAUAAAAAAAAUUGAUUCUGCAUUCGAUAGAGUCAGUAACAAGUACUCAAUUAUAGAAAGCAAUAUGGACCUGGUAGCUACAAAAAUUCAGAAUACCAGGGAUGUCGUGAUCAAAAAAUUAGAUAAAAUCGAUGAAUCAUUAUACAUUCGUGACGAAGAAACUGCCGCAGAAAUGGAAGAUGCAAUAGAAGACUUAAAAAAAGUUUGUAGUUCGGUAGAAGAUAAUUUACUUAACAAAACGCAGGAACAUAUAAAGAGCCUCUCGAAUCAGACUAAAAUUUCAACAAAUGGCCAUCUCAAUGAAGUUAAAUUAUUGUACGAAAACAGUAGUCUCGGAAAUGAAUCAUUUUCAAAUUGCAGUGGUAUUGGAAUAGCUCUGGACAAAAAUAAGGCAGACAUUGAAAUCAGUAUUAACGAUUUUACAAACAAGGUACGACAGAAGAAUUAUCUAGUUUCUCUGCAAUCUAACACUUAAAAAUAAAAAUAAUUAGCCAUGAAAGGUAGACAUUCUUUCCUACUUGUUAUUGUACUUAUAAUUGGCGAAUAAUUGAAAUAAAAACAAAUGAUAAGCUAUGUACGAUAAUGUACGAGCCACCACGUAUUUUGAUUUUUAAAUGUUAAUUCUUUCGCAAUGAAGCAACUG